UGCUCACUCACAGUUUGGGGUAAAUACAUACGGGUAGGAUAACAAAUGUAUUUAAGUAUAUAUAUUAUAUACUGCAAUCUUGUUGGCACAGCCUUUGACCAAGAUGCUUAAUUCAGAAGCCAAUGUGUAAGUAACAUCAUGCAACUUUAUUAAUUACUUUUGGCUAGUCUUGUCUUGUGAGAGAAGGAGGAGUUUCAUCAUUAUUAUAUAAUAAUAAUAAAGAUGAAGCAGCGGUGGAACCAAUAGCAAAGAGAGAGGUUAGGAUGGGAAGAAGCAUUGAUAGGAUCAGUGACAUACCAGAUCCAAUCCUUCAAACCAUCAUCUCUCUGAUGCCUCUAAAAUCAGCAAUCAGGACCAGUGUCCUCUCGAGAAGAUGGAGAUCCCUCUGGGAGUACAACCUUCUCUCUGCCACAACUCUAGACUUUGCUGAGGACUUCUCCACAAACCAAUCACCCAAAGAAUUUGUCCUCUGUCUCAACCGUUACCUGCUCCAACUGCAACACACCAAGAACCUUGAAAAGUUCAGCGUGUACUUCUCCCCCUUUGAUAUCUUCUUUCCUGACAUCCAGAGAUGGAUCUCCUUUGCUACAAGUAAAGGUGUCAAAGAACUCAAUCUGGAUCUCUCCCAAGGUUUCACUGACCCUCGUGAUGGUCGUUUCCAUGAUGAACGCCCAUUCUUUACAUUGCCUGAUUGUUUGUUGGAUUGCAAGUCCUUGACACACUUGAGUUUGAGUCGCUGUGAUUUGCACUCAUCUUGUUUCAGUUUCACAAAUUGGACCCAACUCCAGUCUUUGUCUAUCAAGCAUGUCAGCAUCUCAAAAGACAACCUUGAAAACUUACUGAAUAACUGCAAGUUGCUUGAGAGCUUGAGCCUUAUUAACGCUGUAGAUGGCGCAGUUUUUAGUUUGACACUUGCUCCAGAACAGAGACUCAGUAAGCUAACUCUGGUUGAUGAUUGGGACGCGUUUCACCUGCAGAUUUUUGCACCAAAUUUGCAAUCAUUUCACUAUUAUGGGAAGCACUACCUUAGAAGUCACAGAAUCAAUGUUUCAUCACUUUCGGAUGCAUUUAUCUGCCCGUUGGGGUGCAACCAGGAUGAUGAUCAAGAUUAUGCCGAUCAAGAUUAUGCCAGCUUGUUCCCUGAUCUUUCUCAUGUGAAGGUUCUUACUGUCAACACUGUGAUUCUCAAGGAUUUAAUGUUAACUGCAGAACUCAGACAACUAGUUUUCCCCAUUGAAUUUCAUAAUCUGCAAGAACUACAGCUUUCUUGCUUUUUAUUCAAAAAGAAGAAGAUCCUGUUCAUGCAAAUCCAUGCUAUAAAGGCAAUGGAAACGCCACAAGAUAUUGAUUUCAGCCACCUGAGGGUGAUCAAGAUGACCAACUUCAAAGGAUGGAGAAAUGAGAUCAGGUUGCUGAAGUUUCUUUUGGAAAAAGCUCUUUGUUUGGAGAGCUUGAUUAUACUGGUUGCUCCAUUGGUGGAAAAUGGCAUGGAUUUAGUAUCACAAAAUAAGCAGCUUUCUGAAAGCCAAAGAUUAGCAAUUCUUAGCGGACAAAUAUCUAUGCUACCAAAGGCAUCUUCCCAAGCUCAAAUAAUAUUAUGUGAUUCCUCUCAGGAUGAUAAGAGAAUUCAACCGGUGCAUCAAGGUGUUAACCAUGAGUAUAACCAUUCAGAGGAUCGCUAUGACUUAAUCUCGAGUAUUAGAUCAGGAGUGGAUAUACAAGUGCUUAUUUAGUGUAACAAAAUUUCAUAUCAUGAGGAUUGUCAUAUAAUUCACACCAAAUGGUCCAUAUUGUAACAUCAACAUUUCUGCAGUUUGUAAUGUAAUUAUUUUACAACAA
Molecule: messenger RNA, 1839 nt
Organism: Dioscorea cayenensis subsp. rotundata (Guinea yam)
Lineage: Eukaryota; Viridiplantae; Streptophyta; Magnoliopsida; Dioscoreales; Dioscoreaceae
Product: F-box protein At5g03100-like
Exons: 4
Coding region: 264-1733 (489 amino acids)
Molecular function (GO): protein binding
Source: RefSeq, a predicted model, not a curated record